This is a messenger RNA of Perognathus longimembris pacificus (Pacific pocket mouse), 1076 nucleotides long. It is a transcript of the gene Tnnt3, whose product is annotated as troponin T3, fast skeletal type. Gene Ontology annotation, cellular component: troponin complex. Gene Ontology annotation, biological process: sarcomere organization; regulation of muscle contraction; muscle contraction. NCBI's taxonomy places the organism in Eukaryota, Metazoa, Chordata, Mammalia, Rodentia, Heteromyidae. The record is from RefSeq and is a predicted model, not a curated record. The transcript has 17 exons. Gene Ontology annotation, molecular function: troponin I binding; troponin C binding; tropomyosin binding. Bases 79 to 867 code for a protein of 262 amino acids.
AGCUUCGCCCGCAGCCGGUCCCGAGCGCAGGAGCUCAGCCCCUCUCGGACUCCGCCGCAGAAGCACCCCGCCGCCGCCAUGUCUGACGAGGAAGUUGAGCAGGGUGAAGAGCAGUACGAAGAGGAAGAAGAGGUCCAGGAGGAAGAAGUCCAGGAGGAAGCCCCCGAGGUUCAUGAACCAGAGGAAGUCCAGGAAGAGGAGAAGCCCAGGCCCAAACUGACGGCUCCUAAGAUCCCGGAAGGGGAGAAAGUAGACUUUGAUGACAUCCAGAAGAAGCGGCAGAACAAAGACCUCAUGGAGCUUCAGGCCCUCAUCGACAGCCACUUCGAGGCCAGGAAGAAGGAGGAGGAGGAGCUGAUCGCGCUCAAGGAGAGGAUCGAGAAGCGCCGCGCGGAGCGGGCCGAGCAGCAGAGGAUCCGCGCCGAGAAGGAGCGGGAACGCCAGAACAGGCUGGCGGAGGAGAAGGCCAGGAGAGAGGAGGAGGACGCCAAGAGGAGAGCCGAGGACGACAUGAAGAAGAAGAAGGCCCUGUCCUCCAUGGGCGCCAACUACAGCAGCUACCUGGCCAAGGCUGACCAGAAGAGAGGCAAGAAGCAGACGGCCCGCGAGAUGAAGAAGAAGAUCCUGGCCGAGAGACGCAAGCCGCUCAACAUCGACCACCUCAGUGACGACAAGCUGAGGGACAAGGCCAAGGAACUCUGGGAUACGCUGUACCAACUCGAGACGGACAAGUUCGAGUUUGGGGAGAAGCUGAAGCGCCAGAAGUAUGACAUCACCACCCUCAGGAGUCGCAUUGACCAGGCCCAGAAGCACAGCAAGAAGGCCGGCGCCACGGCCAAGGGCAAGGUCGGCGGGCGCUGGAAGUAGAGGGGCCAGGAGGCGUCCUGCGGCAGGGACACGCGGGGCCAGCGCGCCCCGCCAUCGCCGCCUGCUCCGCCAUCAUCACUGCGUGGCUCCGUGCUGGGUCUCCUCGGGCUCAGAGGUGUUUCUGGGGGCACAGAAGCUACCCCGUGGUCUCUGCCCUCCUUGUCCCCACCCCCUGGGGUCUGUGAAUAAAGGUUCCGGGCUCCCCUCGA